This is a messenger RNA of Pseudozyma flocculosa PF-1, 570 nucleotides long. RefSeq lists its product as uncharacterized. Lineage: Eukaryota; Fungi; Basidiomycota; Ustilaginomycetes; Ustilaginales; Ustilaginaceae. The record is from RefSeq and is a predicted model, not a curated record. Gene Ontology annotation, molecular function: thiosulfate-cyanide sulfurtransferase activity. The transcript is spliced from 2 exons. Gene Ontology annotation, cellular component: mitochondrion. The coding region runs from base 1 to 570 and encodes 189 amino acids.
AUGUCGCUGCCUCGCACCGUCCUGCGCACCUCGCUGCGCAACCUGCGCACCGCCACGCCCCUCUCGGCACCUCGACUCGUCCCCGUCCUGCCCUACCUCGCUGCCGCCCCCUCCUCCUCCCUCCUGUCCAUCCCCGCCGCACCGCCGCGGGCGCUCCACACGACCGCACCGCGUCCCUCGCAAGCGGGCUGGUCAUCCAAGGGCGAAGUCAAGUACUCGGAGCUGAAACCCAUCACGUCGUCGCCCAGCGGCGAGAUUACGCUGAUCGACGUGCGCGAACCCUCCGAGGUGCAGGAGGGCAUCAUCCCCUCGGCCGUCAACGUGCCCCUCUCGACGUUCAAGGACGCGUUCAAGACCGACAGACAGGCGGAUGACUUCCAGCGCCGCUUUGCCUUUGCUCGGCCCGCCUACGACGAUAAGAUCGUCGUCUACUGCCGCAGCGGAAAGAGGAGCCAGCAGGCCCUCGAACACCUCAACAAGCAUGGCUGGAACAACGUGAGGAACUACACCGGCUCGUACCUCGACUGGGUCCAGCAGGAGCAGCAGAACAAGGGUCAGGACGACGACUAG